AGAGCGUCUCUCUCUGGAAACACCGUUCCAGACUCACGCAUCAGGAUGGCCAACCCAGAUUUUUCGAUUGAGCUUGGUUCUUGGAGUUCGUUGGAGGAAGUUAAAACCUUUGGGCCUUUCCGACCUCGACUUGGUCAUUGGAAUACUGAUUUGCGAAUUCAUUUUAGGAGGUGCCGAGCGAUAAUUGGAAUCUAUGCGCGAAGGUUACUGUUCACAGGAUUUCAUUCGCAGGUUUUUUCAGUUUAGAUUUGGGUUUCAGUAAAUUAGUUGAUAUAGUUGUCGAUUACUGGUCUAUCCGAACGACCUAGGGUACCUGGAUUUUGUUUUUCUGCACUCUCGUUUUUUAGGUCUGAAAAUCGGAAAUGCGGAAAAAUAAUCGAGAAAUGGGGGGAAACACCAGGAUGCGAACUACUCGAGCUUCUUCGAGAUUUAAUGUGUUGGGAGAUAUUGAUGUUGAAUUCCCAAUCCUAAAUAAGGAAAAACCUUCUGUGAACUUGGUGAAUAUGAACGAGUUUCCCCCAAUUCAUACCUCGGUGCAGCAGGGGAUUGACCACAAGAACAGGGCUGCGAGUUCGGCAACUGCUGUAUCUCCUGCGUCACAAACUAGUGCUGCAACACUUGAUACAUCUGCUGUAUCACCUGUGAUUUCUGUUCCAGAAAAGGAGGUGACCAAUGGGACUACUUCUACACCGACUGUGAAGGAUCCUCCUAAGGCUGAACAGACUGUUUUAUCACCAAAACAAUUGGCAGAGAAUGCACAGAUUGAACCUAGUUCUGGCCAUCAAGAUGGAUUGAGGGUUGCUAAAGCAGGAGGUUCAGCUGCUACAGGGGGAUUUCAAGCUGAUGAAGUGCAGCCUAUUACUGAAGUUGGGCGACUUGGACAAUUUACCGAAACUCUGGGAAAAACAAGGACUGCUGUUAACAAAACUGCUGCUACUCCUGGGUUGACGCCAAGUGGAGAAGCAGGGGACAGAAAGGGGAGAAAGGAGCCGGAUAUAGUUGCUAUUACUGCCAAUUUGGAAAUACCACCAAAGGAGAAAGCAUGGUCAUCCCUUUUCAAGGAUAACCGAGACCCUUCAAACGGCCUAAAAUUGAGGUAUAUUCCGCCGAAAGGCAAAUCCUUAGACUUUGGUGAUAGAAUAUUUCCCUCUAUGAUUGAGAUGUGGGGAUUUUGUCUUGUUGGAUAUAUUACCGGAAAAUUUCCCGGACUUAAGGCCAUUUAUAAUUUGAAGAAUACCUGGGGUGUUAGUUGCCAAAUCAAAACACAUGCUAAGGGAUGGAUUAUUUUCAAAUUCCAAAAUGAUGGGGAUAGAGAAAAAGUGUUGAAUGGGGGUCCCUAUACCAUUUUUGGAAUGCAACUAUUGCUAAAAUCACUUUCAGAGGACUUCUCCUUCGAUGAUGAUGAAUUUCUUAAAGUCCCCAUUUGGGUUAAAUUUCCCAAUCUACAUAUGAAACUAUGGAAUGAAGAGGUUAUGAGCGAGGUUGCAUCUAUGGUAGGGGUCCCGCUUUCUACGGACAAGGUCACUCAAAAUAGGAGCAAUCAUCAUUUUGCUAGAGUUCUAAUUGAGGUGGAUGUGUCUAAACCGCCCCGGUUAUCAUUUCCUAUACGAUUACCUUCUCGUAAAGUAGUCAAUCAAAUGGUGGUUUAUGAAACCUUCCCCAAUUUCUGUUUCCAUUGUAAAAUGUAUGGGCACCACCCUUUCAUUUGCAAAAAAUUGGCAUCAAAAGAACGAGACUUGGCUAUUGUUGAUAAGAAGGAGGAUACUGUGAAUGAGGUUUCUCAAGUGGAAAUUGUGGAAAUUGCUGUACCUGCUGCCCAGCCAGCUGCCCAGGAGCCUCCAGAUGUUGCUGCUCACCCGACCGGGUGCUGCUCUGACCCGACCGGGUCUACUGGACAGUCACUGUCCCAGGGGCCUGCCAGCGCUAAUUUGGGCGCUAGUUUGCAC
Messenger RNA from Cuscuta europaea, 1946 nucleotides. The record is from the annotation of a GenBank genome assembly. NCBI's taxonomy places the organism in Eukaryota, Viridiplantae, Streptophyta, Magnoliopsida, Solanales, Convolvulaceae.